AUGAUAGAAUCAUCAUCCUCGUUUAUCGCAUCGUCGAUUCCCCUGCUUCACAAUGCGGUCAAAUCGCUAAUCUUUAAGUGCGCCGAAAUUCUCAUGGCUUUGUUUAUAUGGAAACUCUUUUCCCUCUUUGCCGCCCGCUCUCGUCAGUUCACGGCAUAUCUCAUGUUUGCCGAGGACUAUGUACAACGCUUGCUUUUUCUGUCUUCGCGUGGCUUCUCGCGCGCCACUCUCCUCGUCCUCGGCUUUAGUCUUCUCAAUGUGGCUGCCUCUCUCUACGGGACCUUGCUCUGGGCACUUGACUCUCCAGGCUACAUCUUUCGACAAUCCGAUACCACGGCCGCCGAAUAUGCACACCUAAGCAUCAAGAACCCCCCCUAUAUCGUUCAGUUGCAUCUUGAUCCCGACAGCCUUGACGAAACAAAUGCGACUCUUUCCCAAGUCGUAGGAUCAGAACUUUUCCAACCCGGACUUAACUACACCUUGACUGGCGACGUCAGAAGAGGAACUCCCGAGAUUACAACACCAACGCGACAAGACGACGUUGGGGCGCGCAUCUGGCUUGACGAUACUGGCUUCUCGGUUUCGCCAGAUAGUUACGCCAUGCUACCUGAGACCUCCACCAUCGACGGCCAAGCUUUCCCCAGUUGUACAUUAUUUAGAGGAGGCUCCGCGGCCUGGAACUGCACCUUCAACAAUACCUUCUCAGUGUCGAUCAUAAACACAGUUGUAGGGCUCCCCGAGGUACACUGGGACGACGCGUCAGAUUUGAAACUGGAUUCGAGAUACGUCAAACCCAACAGGAUUGACAACAUCUGGGCUUCUUUUGGAGCUGGCGGCGGAUCUGCGGUAAUGAUGCAGGUCUUUAGUGUUACUAAAGGAACGAGGCGGCAUACCUUUGUCGAGUCUGUCCUUCGCGUCACAAUAUUGACGAGUCCUGGUAUUCCAUUUGCCGAAAAGGACGUGGACAAUCUGGUACGGCGGACCUGGAGUACCAACGAGACUGAGAGAAAGGAUCCCCUAAUCGACAAGAUUGUGGGUGGCAUGAUGAGAGCACAAGAUGAAGACCUCAGUUUCCAAUUCGGAGCCAACACGGUUGUUAACUCAAACCUCACGGCGCUUCAAUCCAACUGGGGUUACCUAACUGCCGUCGGCUCGAACGACAAAAGCGUUUACUCCCUCGUCAGCAUCACCUCAACCAACAUCACUCUGAUAAGAUCCGAAACCCUUGAUAAAGCACCAUCAGCACUAGAGAAGUGCGACCAGGGAUCGUUUCAGAAUGAGGCUUUUGGCGGAAAGGUUACACAGACUGAUUGUGCGGCAUCCACAUCCGACGAUGAAACCAACAAAUUCUUUGGCCAAGUCGACACUGCUGCUGUUCUUAUAGCAUACGGCCUUGGAAACGGUCGUUCCAACGUCAGCUCAGAGUCCCUCAAUGAGGACGUGUUGUCCUGGACCGAGAACACAUCGGCCACACUGGAAAACCUCCUCGUUGCAAGAGCCUACAUGGUCAGCAUUGAUCCAUCCUCGGUUACAAUUAAUGUACAAAAGUUGAUGGUCGCCAUGUCUGGCCUACAACUCCUUCUCAGCGCCCUCGCAGCGGUUCUCGCAGGCGUCGCAUGGCUUGCUUUAUCUUUCCUUGCCGACGCAUACUGGUCCAACACCUUCUUAGCAAGCGUGAUGCAUACCACGUUGGAGCGGAGCGGCAAGAGGUCUGGUUACGUGCAGAACCCGCAAAAUGUCGAACUCCUGUCAGGAAAUAAUGGGGACUUUAUCGCAGUGGCUGGUAGGGCAGUUGUCCUUCAAGAUCGACCUUCGGAUGGGUUCUUGGCUCAACAACAAUGGAUGGCGGGUAAUCAACCCGUUGCGUACUACUCUCAAGUACCUACUUACGCAGACCCGAACAUUCCGAUUCAGCAGACAGGGCACAAUCAACCCAUGCCCUACUAUUCUCCAAUGCCUACUUACGCAGACACAAACUUUCCGCUUGAGCAGAGGAAAGAAUAA
This is a messenger RNA of Fusarium vanettenii 77-13-4, 2004 nucleotides long. RefSeq lists its product as uncharacterized. The transcript has a single exon. The record is from RefSeq and is a predicted model, not a curated record. NCBI's taxonomy places the organism in Eukaryota, Fungi, Ascomycota, Sordariomycetes, Hypocreales, Nectriaceae. The coding region runs from base 1 to 2004 and encodes 667 amino acids.